Molecule: messenger RNA, 795 nt
Organism: Paecilomyces variotii
Lineage: Eukaryota; Fungi; Ascomycota; Eurotiomycetes; Eurotiales; Thermoascaceae
Product: sybindin-like family protein
Exons: 3
Coding region: 1-534 (177 amino acids)
Biological process (GO): endoplasmic reticulum to Golgi vesicle-mediated transport
Cellular component (GO): TRAPP complex
Source: RefSeq, a predicted model, not a curated record
AUGUACGAGUGUCCCUCUGUACUGGCCGUCUACUCUCUCAUCAUCAUCAACAAGGCCGGAGGUCUUGUCUACCAGCGCGACUUCCAGGCCGGUCUGCGCAAACUCUCGACGAACGAUUAUCUCGUAUUAGCCGGUACAUUUCACGGUGUCCACGCCAUCACCCGCUCCUUAACACCUCAUAUCCCUUCGACCGUUGCACCAGCGACGACUGGCAGCACCGCACAGAGUUCCUCAGGGACAUCAACACCCACGCCGGGCACCGUCUCGACGCUCCCGAACCCGGGCGUUCCCAAGACGGGUAUCGAAGUGCUCGAGUCGGAGCGCUUCCGUCUUACCUGCUUCCAGACCCUGACAGGAACGAAAUUCCUGCUCUUUACUGAUCCGCUGAUGCCGAACGUCGAUGUUGUGAUGGGCAAGGUCUACGAGCUAUACGCAGACUACGUCAUGAAGAAUCCGUUCUACCAGUUGGAGAUGCCGGUGCGCUGCGAAGCAUUUGAUAGACAUCUUGCUGGCUGGUUAAGAGGGAGGGCGUAGGUGUCAGAGAAAAACAACCAGAAGAAAGAUGGAUGGGAAGAUACAAGCACCAGACGUGUGAAGAGGGCUGGGUAUCCUAUUUUCAUGAGGUACGAAUCAGGAAAUUACUUUUGUCGGUAUCAUCAGGCAUGUUUCGGCGCACACGAGUUCUUGCUGUAGGCUCGAAUAAUAUAAUAGACCAGUCAAUCCGAGCUUCAGAGAUCGUCCGAGGACAUAUUCUAGAGAUACAGUAAAAGAAACGCCAUUCAUGCAUCAAAGUCA